AUGGCAGGAAUUAUCACAUCAAAAUCACGAAGCAUACCUAAGGUGCUUUAUCAUCCUAACAGUGGAGUAACUCAUCCCAUUGGUGAAAUCGAUACGAUCCGUAUGGGCCCAUACAAAAUAUUCUGGAAGACAGGUGGUACAGGUGGAACAUCUCGCAGUUGUAACGGCAAAGAAGCACCACAAGUAUCUCACAACCCACCGCUUGUGUUUAAUCUGGAGAAAGAUCAAGCCGAAAGCACUCCGAUUACCGCGCAGACCGAUCCAGAUUAUCUGAAAAUUCUAGAAUCAGCCGAAAGCCUGAGAUCAAAUAUUAUUGCUGAUAUUAAAGCAGACAACACAUCUAAAGCUGAUUAUUCAACGUCACCCACAGCUUAUCCGUGCUGUGAUUCAACAAAAUUCAUGUGCCGAUGUAAAAGAGAUGGCUAUUUUUAA
Styela clava is the source of this 432-nucleotide messenger RNA. NCBI's taxonomy places the organism in Eukaryota, Metazoa, Chordata, Ascidiacea, Stolidobranchia, Styelidae. The record is from RefSeq and is a predicted model, not a curated record.